CUGCAUCAUCAAAAAAAAAAGUAAGGCUGCAAAUUUGGACAGGUUUCUAAGCCCAUUAGCCCAUUCAAAAGUCCACAAUUUUCGUUGAUAAAUAAUUAAACAAUCGUUCGUUUCCUCUAGGGUUUGUCUACCACCUUGCUCAGAACCGAACUAUCAUCAGCCAUGGUUCUCAAGACUGAACUUUGCCGGUUUAGUGGUGGCAAGAUUUAUCCUGGUAGGGGCAUCAGAUUUGUGCGCCAAGAUUCCCAGGUGUUCUUGUUUGUCAAUUCAAAAUGUAAGAGAUAUUUCCAUAACCGUCUGAAGCCCGCCAAGCUUACAUGGACUGCUGUGUACAGAAAACAGCACAAGAAGGAUCUUGCACAAGAGACUGCAAAAAAGAGGAGACGCGCCACAAAAAAGCCUUACUCUAGAUCUAUUGUUGGUGCAACCUUAGAGGUAAUCCAGAAGAAAAGAUCUGAAAAACCAGAGGUCAGAGAUGCUGCAAGGGAGGCUGCUCUCCGUGAAAUUAAGGAACGGAUUAAGAAAACGAAAGAUGAGAAGAAGGCUAAGAAGGCAGAGGUGCUGGCCAAGUCACAGAAGGCAGGGAAGGGUAACGUCCCCAGGGGGGCUGCACAAGCAAAGGGUCCUAAGCUUGGAGGAGGCGGUGGAAAACGCUAAGCUCUCUAUCUUCCUUUUUUGUUGGUUUACAGUUUAUGAGUAAUUUCGAUAAUCAAGAGAUACUUGUGUCCUUUUGGUACAGACACUCUACUUUGCGGUGUUUCUUGUAUCCCACCAGUAAUUCAGACCUAUGGCAGAAUGUUCUCUUGUUUUUUAAUUUUGAAAUGAUUGAUUAUGUUUAGGCCAUCCGGUUCUCUAAUCCCUACUUUCUGGCAAGUAAGAAUGUCGGUCGGGCUCUGCGGAAAACUAGUUGUGCUCAGGUGGUUAUUGCAAUUGUGUUGGUCCUAGUGUUGCUACUGUAGUUGAACAAGCCAUAUUAUUUGACAGUUAUAGUAGGCUAAUGCUAGCACGCUGAUGACUCCCAAGGAAAAAUGGUUCUCUGUGUUUAGGCCUGAAGCGCUCUUCCAGAGAUAAUAUUUAGAGAUGGGCAAUUUGAGCUGCACACUCUAACCAGUCAAGAAAAAACCAAAAGGAUGAAAUUGUUGACCACCACAGAUAGAGCUAAAUCAAUUCAAUAACUGUGUUGUUUUUUG
Molecule: messenger RNA, 1190 nt
Organism: Cuscuta campestris
Lineage: Eukaryota; Viridiplantae; Streptophyta; Magnoliopsida; Solanales; Convolvulaceae
Source: the annotation of a GenBank genome assembly